AUGCCGGGCAUUCCUUCCCAACCCAACAAUAUACCCUUGGCCUCCUCACUUCCUAAGGUCAGCUUUCGCAAAGUGCCACCAGAUGAAGCGCUCAUUUUUCACAUACCACCAGGCAUCAUCGAGCCUCAUGCUCUUCCUUUCGGCUACAAUGACAGCUCAAAUUACGAUAAGCCAGACCACUACAUUCGCUACCUUGAGCCCAUCGAGGGCGAUCUCAAAAAGCAGGUCGAAUAUGACAUGGAUGAGCAGGAUCAAGAGUGGCUCGACGCUCUCAACCACGACAGGCGCAGUCAGGGACUCGAUAGCAUCUCGUACGAGGUCUUCGAGAUCAUCCUUGAUCAGCUAGAGAAAGAAUGGUUCGACCUGAUGAACCGGGUCCCGCCCAAAGCGAGGCAUGGAGCGGGCGCAGACGCGGCAGCUGACGGUGCUGAUGCCGACGAGGAAGACUCGGAAGAUGGCGAAGACAGCAAGUGCGCCAUCUGCGAUGAUGGAGAAUGCGAAAACUCGAAUGCCAUCGUCUUCUGCGACGGAUGCAAUCUCGCCGUCCACCAGGAUUGCUACGGCAUUCCCUACAUCCCUGAAGGCCAGUGGCUCUGUCGCAAAUGCACCGUCUCACCUGACCGUGCCGUAUCGUGCAUCCUUUGUCCGCACGAGGGCGGCGCUUUCAAGCAAACUACCACUGGCAAAUGGGCUCAUCUUCUCUGCGCCAUGUGGAUUCCAGAGACGGGCGUCAGCAAUCCCGUCUACAUGGAGCCCAUCGACAGCGUGGAGCGAAUCCCGAAAGCGAGGUGGAAGCUGCAGUGCUACCUGUGCAGAUACAGAAUGGGCGCCUGCAUUCAGUGCGACAAUCGCUCCUGCUUCACUGCCUUCCACGUCACUUGCGCUCGCAAAGCAGGGCUUCUCUUUCGCACGGAGCGCACCCGCGUCUCACAUCAUCUUUACGAGGAUUCGGACGGCAGCGAUGACGAGGGGCCCGAGGUGCUGCGAGCCUGCUGUCACAGGCACAUGCCCCCCGAGAUGCGCGACCAAUUCAAAGUCGACUUUGGUCGACAAGGGGCCCUCGAUGACGAGCGGUCCGAGACCUCCUAUCGUGCAUCGCCUCUUGUUUCUUCACGCGCACGCGAAAUGUCCGUCGAGUCAGGCAUCGGAGCGCCGUUAAUCUCGGUCAGCCGCCGUAGCUCCAUGGUCGGCAGCCAUGACGGGGCAUCGUCCGCUGCCGACCCGAAGAGCACCUCCAAGUCGGCCCGUGCCUACAAGAAGAGCUUCAAGGCGGGACCUCCGCUCGUUCCCGCUUACAUUGCCAACCGCGUGCUCGAGUACAUCACCAAAUUACACCUGCGCAAGAAGGCAACCGCAUUGCAGCUCAUCGCCCGCUAUUGGUCCUUGAAACGCGAGGCCCGCCGGGGUGCGCCGCUCCUCAAACGGCUCCACCUCGAGCCCUGGACUGCCUCCACGAACAACAAAGAGCAGACCGACGCUCAAAAGGCCAAGAAGCUCCACUUUCUCCGAAGCAUUCGAGGAGACCUCGAGCGUGUGCGCAUGCUCGUCGAACAGGUCCGCAAACGCGAGAAGGAGAAGCUGCGCCAAGCACAAGAGAUCCGCAAUUCGCUCGUGGAGCCCGUGCUCUUUCCCUUUCAUACCGACCUUCGUGCCGCUAUUGCAAAGUUCGAAGCUGCUGACAGAUUCGGCUACUUUGCAUUGCCCGUCUCCAAGAUCGACGUGCCUGACUACUACGAUAUCAUCAGAGAGCCUAUGGACUGGGCGACCAUCAAGGACAAGAUCCACCUCAAAGUGUACGACACGGUCGGAGAGAUGCGCGAGGACGUGCUCAAGAUUGCUACCAACUCCAUGACCUACAACAAGCCGGAUACCCCUUACCACAAGGCCGCCACCAAGAUCCUCAAGAUGAUACCCGAGGUCUUUGCCGAGUUGCAAGCAAUCGAGACGUCGCAUCUCCGUGUGCACGAGCACAGAAUGGUCGAACAGCGGCAGACAGAGCCGCCGAUGGAAGACGACGUGGCCGAAGGUGAUGAAGCAGCCUCGCUGACGAUGCAAAAUUCACCUUCGGUUGACGCCGAGACUCGUCGUCAGCUGCUCGAGUUGGGCCUCGAGCCCCCAUCAGACCUGAUCUCUCUGCUCCGAGACUAUCGUGCGAUGGAAGAUGAAGAGGAGCUGGAUAUCAGGCAGCAAGCGUACGGUACGCAUCCGAUGCCGUCGAGUGUGCCCAUCAAGGCUGAAGAGGAGGGACAAGGCGAGAAUGAAGUAGGCCAGCACUCGAAGCGGAGGGGCCUCACGCCGGUACUCAACCUGAUGGACGACUUCGUUCGCGAAGUGUACGUUCCACCGCCUCCGCCUGCGCCGCCGGCUCGAGUGUCACCUGUGUCCUCGUCCAAGAAUCAGAAGGCUGCUAAGGCCCCGGCAACCGCGGGAACCGCAGAGGACGCGGCGCCGAAGGUACCACGGAAGCGCAAAGCAUCGAACACGGAGCCUCCGGCCCCGAUUGAAAGGAGAAGCACGCGUCGGUCCAUCGCUCUGGAGGCAGAAUCCGAAAAGGCGCAGGACCCGGCCACAGAAGCCGUCCCUGCGACGCCAGCGCGCAACAAACGCCUCCGAUCGCAGAGCUCAGCCAAGCCAGCAUCCACCGAAAAUGCAGGUACGCAGAGUGCCAAGAAGCCAGAAGCAGCUUCCAUGACCAGAUCGGCGUCGCAAAUGUCAGCAGAAGCGCAAGAAGGCGUCCAGGUCAACGGAGACGUUGGCGCACACGAUUCGUUCCUGCUCUUCAAUUCCGGAUGGGUGCUUCCAGAGGGCUCCAAGCGUCAUCGCAAUGCUGCAGCCAGACCGGAGAUGAUCGGCCAGCGUCCACGCAAGAUCUCUGCGCCUGAAUCGCCGGCACCCAUGGACCUCAGCCAGAUCUCUGAGCAGGUAGCCGCCGCCGCGAUGACACCUCAGCAGCGUCCACGAUCGCGCACCGUUCCGUCGUCAAGCCGGCAGGUUGACACCACGCCAGCAGUCGGGACUAGUAGACGCCGGAGCAGCGGUCGCAGAGCAUCUGUGGCGAAGCCCGAACCGGAGGACGAUCAGAAGGCGGAAACGGCAGCCAGCUCCCCGCUCACUUCGGAGGAUGAAGGUGAGAAGCACGCCGGCACUUCCGCGCAAGGAAGGCAGACCAGAUCAAAGCGCACUGUCAAGAGGGAGAACAGCCAAGUCUCCGAAGGUCCUUCAGAAGCUGCCGCCAGCGAGACACCCAGCUCUCUACGACGCAGCGCACGCACCCGCACCGUCUCUGCCGACCGCUCUGUAUCGCCCGCAACCUCGAGUCGACAACGCUCCACAUCAGCAUUGCCGCUCGAUUUUAUUACCAACCCACCGGGGGAGGGCACGCGGGUGUGGGCCAAAAUGGAGAGAUUCCCGCACCAUCCCGGCAUCGUCAUCACCGACCGCUCAAAACUACCUCGCGAAUUGCUCAAAUAUCAGUCAAACGAUGCACGGGUUGCCAUCAAGUUCUUCGGCAAGCAAACCACCUGGGGAUGGGUGGCGGCCGACAAACUCGCUCCUCUGCUCAUCGACGACCGGGUGGACGAAAAGUAUCUCAAGCUGGCCUCCAAAAAGUCCCACUCGAAGGGGCAGGCGAAACUGGUCCGGGAAGCGUACGACGAGGCACGAUCCAAGAUGUGA
Kalmanozyma brasiliensis GHG001 is the source of this 3675-nucleotide messenger RNA. RefSeq names its product Bromodomain protein. Bases 1 to 3675 code for a protein of 1224 amino acids. Gene Ontology annotation, cellular component: MOZ/MORF histone acetyltransferase complex. Gene Ontology annotation, biological process: regulation of transcription by RNA polymerase II. Gene Ontology annotation, molecular function: protein binding. Lineage: Eukaryota; Fungi; Basidiomycota; Ustilaginomycetes; Ustilaginales. The record is from RefSeq and is a predicted model, not a curated record. The transcript has a single exon.